Strongylocentrotus purpuratus (purple sea urchin) is the source of this 4604-nucleotide messenger RNA. RefSeq names its product alanine--tRNA ligase, cytoplasmic. NCBI's taxonomy places the organism in Eukaryota, Metazoa, Echinodermata, Echinoidea, Camarodonta, Strongylocentrotidae. The coding region runs from base 113 to 3238 and encodes 1041 amino acids. Gene Ontology annotation, cellular component: cytoplasm; mitochondrion. Gene Ontology annotation, molecular function: amino acid binding; ATP binding; nucleic acid binding. The record is from RefSeq and is a predicted model, not a curated record. Gene Ontology annotation, biological process: tRNA modification; alanyl-tRNA aminoacylation. The transcript is spliced from 20 exons.
GGCGUAACUUUCAACAUGGCGCCGUCCAUUGCCCAAAAAUCUCAAAAAUGAAAAGGUCAACAAAAGGCCGUGAUUAGAGCAGAUAUAUAAUAAAGCACUGCCAAGGUUGGAGAUGUCGGGGCUCUGCUUCUUAACUCCUGCCAAGAAGAUGGUGUUAUUGAGAGCAGCAGGGAGGGUUCAUCAUUAUCCUCUCUAUCGCAGACUUGCCUCCCAACUAUCAGCCAACCACAUCUUGAGAAAUAGCCCUUCAGAAAAACAAAAACAACAUGUUGCCUAUGUUCAUACCAGCCCAAAGACUUCUGCUGGAUCUCUGCGACCCGGGCAGAGUAAAGACUUCUUGCAGGCCAGCCAAGUUAGAAAGAAAUUCCUGGACCACUUUCAAGGGCUAAAUGAUCAUGUGUUUGUGCCUUCAUCAUCGGUGAUUCCAUACGGUGAUCCUACGCUGCUGUUCACCAAUGCUGGAAUGAAUCAGUUCAAGGACAUCUUUCAAGGUACCAUCCACCCUGACAUGGUCCAGAACUGUUACCGUCGAGUAGUCAACAGUCAGAAGUGUAUCAGGGUUGGAGGCAAGCACAAUGAUCUGGAUGAUGUCGGCAAGGAUACUACUCAUCAUACCUUCUUUGAGAUGCUUGGAAACUGGUCUUUUGGAGAUUUCUUCAAGAAAGAAGCCUGUACCAUGGCUCUAGACCUGCUAACCAGUGUGUAUGGGCUGCCCCUUGAGAAUCUCUACUUUACCUACUUCAAGGGAAAUAGUGAGCUGCAGCUAGGAGCUGAUGAAGCUACAAGACAAAUCUGGUUAGAUUUAGGAGUUCCUGAGGAUAGAGUUCUUCCAUUUGGCAUGGCAGAUAACUUCUGGGAGAUGGGUGCUGUCGGUCCGUGUGGACCUUGUACUGAGAUUCAUUUUGAUCGUCAUGGCAACAGGAAUGCAUCACACCUUGUCAACUUAGGUGACCCAGAUGUAUUAGAGAUUUGGAAUCUUGUAUUCAUGCAGUUUUACAGGAAUGAAGCUGGAAGUCUUCAUGAUCUCCCUAAGCAUCAUGUAGAUACAGGAAUGGGACUGGAGAGACUGGUAUCUAUCCUGCAAGGAGUGCCUUCAAGUUAUGAUACAGACUUAUUCCAACCUCUUAUCAAGAGAUUAGAAGAGACCUGUCCAGUAAGACCCUACCAAGGUCUACUAGGAGAGAAGGACCAGGACCAUAUUGACACAGCCUACAGGGCAGUAGCUGACCAUGCUAGAAUGCUUACUGUGGCUAUUGCAGAUGGAUGUAGACCAGACUCUCAGAAACGUGGGUAUGUGAUAAAGAGAGUGAUUCGGAGAGCAGUGCGGUAUGCUACGGAGAAACUUCAGGCCCCUCCUGGUGCCCUGGGGAGUCUAGUGCAUCUGGUUGUAAUCUCUCUGGGAAACACAUACCCUGAAUUGGAAGAGGAUCCUGUGUACAUCGCUGAUGUAAUCAACAACGAAGAGGAACAGUUUUUAACAACUCUGAAGAAAGGAGAGAAGUAUCUCAAGAAAGCAAUAACAGAACUCAGCCCACGUACAGUACUACCAGGUGACAUUGCUUGGAAGAUGUACGAUGCUUAUGGGUUCCCUCUUGACCUGACGACCCUAAUAGCCGAUGAGAAUGGACUCGGUGUGGACAUCGAGGGCUUUGAGAAGUCUAGACUAGAGUCAAAGGAGAUCACCUCGAGAGGAGGUAUCAAGAACCAGCAGAAUCUAUCAAACAUCAAGCUAGAAACAACAGACAUCAGUCAUCUACAUGAGCUGUCUGUCAAGGACACAGAUGAUUCCUAUAAAUACAACUACCAGCAUCAUAGGCGUGGCAAAUAUACUUUCCCUCGUAUUCACGCUCACAUCUUAGCCUUGAAGACACCCGAGGGGUUUGUGGAGAGCGCCUCCAGUGGUGAGGAAUGUGCAAUCAUCUUAGAUAGGACCACAUUCUAUGCCGAACAGGGAGGCCAGCAAUGGGAUGAGGGAUCCUUCGUAUCAGCAGAUGAUGAAGAGCUGAUGUUUUCUGUUUAUGAUGUGCAAUCUUACGGUGGAUACGUUCUUCACCUAGGGACUACAGCUGAAACGGUUUCUAUAGGUGAUCAUGUGACAUUGUAUGUCAAUGAGGAAAGAAGAGAGAAGCUGAUGAGGAACCACACAGGAACCCAUAUCUUGAACUUUGCCCUUCGACAAGUCCUGGGUCACAUUGAGCAGAAGGGGUCAUCGGUGGCGCCAGACAGGUUCAGAUUUGAUUUCAAUGCUGAGAAGUCAAUAUCGGACAGACAGCUGCAGCAGAUCUCCAGCAUAGCCAACAACCUUAUAUCCAACUCCCUUCCCGUCCAUCAAGAGUCCAUCCCUCUGCAGAAAGCCCUGGCCAUUGAGGGUCUCAGGACUAUGACCGGUGAGACCUACCCUGAUCCUGUCACAGUGGUCUGUAUCGGUCAUCAGGAUGGUCAGUUAAAUGGGGACAUGACCAAGCUUGGAAUGGAGACAUCGCUGGAGCUCUGUGGUGGAACGCAUGUUGAGAACACUGGUCACAUUCGCAGACUGGUCAUUGUAUCUGAGAAGUUGGUCAGUAAGGGUGUGAGAAGACUGACCGUAGUGACCAGUAAUGAUGUCAUGUUAGCCGACUAUACAUCCAACAAGUUUCUUCAGAGACUCAGCCAGCUUGAGACAGAGGUCUACAAUGCAUCAACCUCAAACAAUCCAGAGAUGAGGGAUGAUGUGAUAGCAUCUCUAGAAAGCCUUGUAGAGGACCUUGAAGGGGCUCACAUCGAUCUCUGGAAGAAGAGAGAGAUGAACAGACGAGUCGCUGACAUGCAGAACAAGCUCAAGAAAGCUGACAAACUCAACAAGAAAUCAGUCAUUAAACAGGUUGCUAAAAGACUUCAUGAAGAGUUCAGAGAAAAGAAGAGUGAGGUUUGUUUAGUAGGAGUGACAGGAGAUAGCAUUGAUAAUAAGGUGCUGUUGAAGGUACAGCAAUCAUUGGAAGAUGAGUUUGGGUCAACUCCCCUCAUGCUUCUUAGUACAGAUAAGGAGAAGGCUUAUUGUAUCUGCAGAGUACCUCAGGAGUUAGUUUCCAGGGGAUUACAUGCUAGCCAGUGGAUGGACUCUGUCAUGGGUGAGAUGGAAGGAAAGGGCUUCGGCUCGGAGACGUUUGCUAGGGGGCGUGGCUUAGCACCAUCCAGCUUGGAGGAAUGCGCGAAGAAAGCAAGAAGUUAUGUAGUUCAGAGACUCGAGGAGGAUACGUAGUGUUUCAUGCACUGCAAUUUGAAUUUGAAGUUAUAUGCUUUUUAUUUAUUAUGUCAUAUUAGAGGACUCAUUGUAGAGGGAGAUGCUGACGUUGAAUAGAUGUGUGCUAUCUUGAUGACUUCAUAUAUGUAUGGCAGGAUGUGGCAUUCUAUCAUAUGUAGUGUCACAGUUUAGACAAAUGCAUAUUCAGGAUGUGGUAAGAGGGGAAGGGUAGAUACAAUGCUGAAAAAUGGGUUUAACAUUUGAAAAGGGGGCGGAAGGAGGCAAUGCGAAGAGGCAAUGUGUACAUUUUAGUAUGCCACAUUGGCUGUUGCAGGGGCCUAAACUUUUGUGCUCCUACCCUAAAUCUGCUACUGCCCUAUAGAGGCAUGGGGUGUUCAAAGAGCAAAAUCAUGAGUGAACAUGCAUGUUGAAAGGCAAGCGAGGGACGUUUGGUCUUCCGGCUCCAAUGCAUGCCUACAUAAUUAAGUAAUUACGCGUUAUGCCAGGGGACUAAUGUACUUCAAUACUUGCUUUGUGAUAAACCAGAAUUGACAUGAUGAAGUUAUGAUGAUAGCUCCCCAGUGUGUCUGUGGCAGACAUUCUGCUUUUGAUGUGGUUAGGUCAUGAAGGGGCAAGGUGUUUCUAUCAACAUGAACCAAUUAAAUUGUAUGCCUAAGUUUAUAUGUAGUACAUUACUACAAAUGAUUCAGUCUUUGUUUAUAUAUUUCUUCAUGUAACUGAAACAUGUCUUUUAAAAGAAAGAGUUGGCCUGCAUAUUGCCAAACAGGCCUCUUAAUUACAUGGCUGAUAUGCAUUGUGGUACAAGGCUGGUAUCCUUAUUAUCAUGAGAAUGAAUUUAUGGUGAUGAAUAGUUACAAGACAUUGAUAACCCCUGUGUGUGUGCAAGAUCUUGUAUUAUCAAUUAUGUGUUUGAAGGGAUUGAAUCCUUGUGAGAAUGUACUUAUGAAAAUAGAAAGUUGUGAACGUUAAUUAACUAUAGAAUUAUGGUUUGUCUUUAUCAAAACUACAUUUCAAAUGAAUCUUUGAAAUGGAUAGUGUGUAGCGUUUUCUAAAAGAGAUUCAAGAUAGAAUCUUAUAUGUAGUAUAUUACUACAAAUGAUUGAGUCUUUGUUUAUAUAUUUCGGAUUUAAAUCUUGUGAUAAAUGUGGCUAUAUCAAAGUAUCUUCUGGUCAGGGUGUUUGCAAUCACACAUACAAAUCUUCAUGUGGUUGUAGGUCAUACAUUCUGGUGAUGAUUGCCGUACCGUGCUGUCACUAAACUCAAAACUUGACCUUAAACUAAAUUACACCCAAGCCCUAGUCCUGUAAGAAGCCAGGAGCAAGUUAUUGGAUCACUUUUAUUUGGGAUAAAAACAGGGUAUUAA